Malania oleifera is the source of this 1711-nucleotide messenger RNA. Its product is annotated as myb family transcription factor MOF1-like. The record is from RefSeq and is a predicted model, not a curated record. The transcript is spliced from 6 exons. The coding region runs from base 515 to 1429 and encodes 304 amino acids. Lineage: Eukaryota; Viridiplantae; Streptophyta; Magnoliopsida; Santalales; Ximeniaceae. Gene Ontology annotation, molecular function: DNA-binding transcription factor activity; DNA binding.
GACGACGUUGGCGUAUUACGAUUUUAGAGAGAGAAAGAGAAGAGAGAAAGAGGGGGCAGAGGGUGGGUCAAAGCUGCAGUUCUAUUUGUAAUGAUUCCGGAAGGAUCAGAAGUUCGUGAUGAGAAUUUUUCUUUGCAGGGUAGAACAGAAGCAGAUUGGCAGAGCCAAAGGAAUUUGCAGACCCUUCAGCUUCGUGCCUUCCUUUUCUCGUGAUCUCUCUCUUCAUCUCUUUCUCCUCUGCAUUAAAAUAAUUUGCUAGGCCAGGCCUUCGCAUAUUGCUGCUUUAAACCUGGACAAUUCCAACGAGAUAAAAGCAGCAGUACCCUAGCAGGGAAAAGACUUGGAGAAAAACCACAGCAAAGAGGCUAAUGUUUAUAAUUUAAGGAGAGAGAGAGAGAGAGGGAGCCGAAGCUGAUCGAUCGAGAGGAGUGAGGACUGGAUUUUUUUUGAGGUUUUUGGGAAGGACCCAUUUGGAUAUACUGGUUUCCGAGUGAAACCCAGAAGCUUUCGAAAAAUGGGCAGCUGUGGAAGGAAUGGAGCAGUAAGGCAAUAUAUUAGAUCAAAGGUGCCUCGCUUGAGAUGGACUCCUGAACUUCAUCACUGCUUUGUUCAUGCCAUUGAAAGGCUCGGAGGUCAAGACAAGGCUACACCUAAGCUUGUUCUCCAGCUGAUGGAUGUAAGAGGGCUCACCAUUUCCCAUGUGAAGAGCCAUCUCCAGAUGUACAGAAGCAUGAAGAGUGACCCCAACAGGCAAGAAAAGAGUUCCACCCAGCAAAGAAAACAAACUUUUGAGGAUCAUGAUGGAUGUGUCGAAAAUGAUGGGGGUUUUCACCCAUCCAUGAACCCCAUUGAAGAAUCAGAUUCCCAGUUAAUCUACAGUACUCCUCUCCCUCCGAAAAGAGCUCGAAUGGAGACGAGGAGUUCAAUCUCUGAGCAGAAGUUGCAAUGCAGCCAAGGAAUAUAUGAGACAGUCACAACUCCGUACGCCUUUGAUGAUUAUCUGCAGACAAUGGCUGAGAAAGGGCGAAUAAAAGAGAGUGGUGGCAUCAGAUGGCAGGCUCACCAGCCUCCCUACCCAGCAUUCUCUCUUUACACCCUCAAUUCAUUAGGAAAUGCAGCGGAAGAAUCUGAUUUCCUCAAGGGAGAUCACAAGCGCAUCUCAGCACAUAUGCACAAAAAUGAGAACGCAAAAAGGGAACCCGCACAGGAUGAAGAAGAAGAAGAAGAAGAAGAAGCUGAUGCUUGUGGUUUGUCCUUGUCCCUCUCUUUGCAUUGUCCUUCUACGCAGAGAAGUAACGCUUCUUCAACAAGUGAGAUCAGCGAGACAAUUUCAUCCUGCUUUGGCUCUUCUACCUUUAAAGACUCUUCUGGUUCAUCACAGCAACUUUGUGUUAACUUGGACCUCUCUAUUGCUCUCACUGGCCCCUAAUGCUUUCAUCGGUGGCACCUGAUGUCUUAUGUGAAAAUUUUCUCCUUACUAAGGUUAUCUUGAUCUAUGUCUUUUUCAAUUUCUUCCACCACGCUUUCAUGGUUACCAUUGUUGUGGCCAUUUCAGCUAUGUAAUUUUUGGUUUUUAGUUUUUAGUUUUUUUUUUCCCUUUUGUUUUGUUCUGUUUUUUCAUUUUUUGUUUUUUAUUUUUUUGUUUGUAUUCUACCAUAUUAAGAUUAUAAUUUACAACCCCUUUGAAUGCAAUGAAUACCCAUUUAUGGAA